CGCCAGCUUCCCCGCCGUAGACCCCGCCUCUCCAUCCCCGCUGUCUCGCCCUCUCUUCCCCUCUCCCCAAGGGCGAAGCAUCCUUGCUCCACACCACCUCGCCCCUUUUCUCGCCCCCCAUGUCUGCCCUGAACAUUCUGCUGGUGGUCGGCGUGGCCACCGUCGGCGCCUUCCUCUCGGAGAGCCUGUCCUCUGCCUUCAUCAACCGGCGCGCCUCGUACAAGGAGGCCACCGCCCUGCUGACCGCGGCGCGUGCGGAUGUGGCCCGCGAGACGGCACACAUCGCCCAGCAGGAGGCCGCCGGGGCCGCUGCCACCACGCUGCGCCGGUCGCGCGAGCGCCUCGAGCGUGCGGAGAAGUCCCGCUCCGAUGCCCAGGCCAAGCAGGCCAAGGCCCGCCUGCCGGGCUUCCUCAUUUCGAUUGUCACCCUCUUCCUCACCUAUCGCGUGCUGUCCUUCAUGUUCAAUGACACGGUUGUCGCCGAGCUGCCCUUCGCCGCGCCCGGUCCCAUGCGUGCCCUCGGCCAUCGGAUGCUCUCGGACGCGGUGAAGGAGAGCCUCGGCGAGAAGGUCGACUAUGCGGCCGGUGCCCAGCUCAUUUACGCCAUGUCGGCCAUGGUGAUCCGGCCGCUGGCCCAGCGCGCCCUUGGCACCCUCACCCCCCGGUCCAUGAGUGCCGAGAACACCCUGGCCGGUCUGCUGUCCGGCGGCGCGCCGACCACCUACAAGUAAAGGGGGCACCGCCCAUCCGAGAGGCCCCCCUCCCCUUUCUGUGCUUCUCCUUGUCCGGUCUUUUUCAGCCUCUUGCCUGGCGUGCCCUUUGAGGCUUUAUUCGGGCGAUGGACCCCGAGGGAGGGACGACGGGAUGACGGCCGGCUGCCGAGGGCACCUCUGUGGCGCUGUUCACACGCGUGUGCGAUGAUUCACACGCACACGGAAAUACAAUGCCCGCCCUUGAUCAGACCCUCUGGACAUGCGGCGUCUGCUUCGUGC
Messenger RNA from Fonticula alba, 992 nucleotides. RefSeq lists its product as hypothetical. Gene Ontology annotation, molecular function: calcium channel activity. The record is from RefSeq and is a predicted model, not a curated record. The transcript has 3 exons. The coding region runs from base 120 to 731 and encodes 203 amino acids. NCBI's taxonomy places the organism in Eukaryota, Rotosphaerida, Fonticulaceae. Gene Ontology annotation, biological process: endoplasmic reticulum calcium ion homeostasis. Gene Ontology annotation, cellular component: endoplasmic reticulum membrane; cytoplasm.